AUGAUAGCAUAUCUAAUACAUAGGGGUACCGUUGUGUCCCGAGCCUCUCGCUUCGUUUUUGCAUACCUCGGUAUUCUACAAGAACCUGUCCAAGUGGCCUUGAAGAGUAUGGACCGUGAAACCAGUGAAAGGCCGGCGAAAAGAGUGCGACAAGCCUGUGAACCUUGCAGACGUAAAAAAGCAAAGUGCCCUGGAGAGCAGCCGAUUUGCUCCCUCUGCGCACGUCUACGUCAACAAUGCGAGUACGCAGGGGAAAGAAGGACAUCGUCAGUCAAUAAUGUCGCUCCUUUGGAAGACUCGGCCGCGGCGUUCCCUGCCGAGUUGGGGGCUUCUCAUCUCCUGGAGCAUCGACUAGGAAGCAUUGAGUCGAAAAUGGGCAAACUGCUUGAUGCGUUAGGCAAGCAGAACCAUGGGCCACAAGGACAGAAUCUGGCAGCGUCAGAUUCAACACUACCACCUGUUAUAGGUGGCUCGGCCGCGUCUGCACGACUCAACUCGCUGACGCCUCUUCCUGCGUGGGCGAAAGUAGUCUCUAUAGCGGAACUCUACUUGUCGUAUUGUGAAUCCCAGCCGCUUCCUCUAUUCCAUAGGGGUAGCUUCCUCGAGAGUCUUGGGACCCGCGACCCUGAGAUCAUUUACGCUAUACUCGCUCUCAGCAUCCGAUUUGCAGAAGAUCAGUAUCUAGACGUGAAUGAUCUCAUUGCACGAAUCAAUGGCUAUACGGAGGUGGCUAGAAGCUUGGUCAUGAAAAGAGUCUCUGAAGGCCCGGUUGAACUUUCGACAUUGCAGGCCUUAUGUCUCUUGAGUCUCGUGGAUUUCACUAGUGGCGAUACGCAUCGCUCAAACAUCCACAGCAGUCUUGCCAUGAAUCUGGCACAGUGUGCUAAUCUAGGCCUGGAAUCUAAUGCUAAUAUUUCCUCCGUGACACGCGAAGAGCGCCGACGUUGCUUUUGGAGUAUCUGUCUUUUGAAGCGUCUUCAUGGUACCGAAUUCGACUAUGCCGAUAGUCGAGAUAGUAGCUUCCCUCCGUUCCCGGAAAGUCCCAGCGUGCCGCCCCUGAUCAGUCCAUCAAAUAACGCCCCCGAUGCUAGCCGGUCAACAGAUCUACAAGACCAAGGCAUAAUCGCCUAUGUCAUAAUACUCAGCGAAGUGUUUGCGAAGACUGCGCGCUAUGUCAGUCGUCAUGGGAAACCAAGCCAGAUACCACCCUGGUCAGCCCAGUCGGAAUAUUCCAAAAUUAUAACGCUUCAGAUGGACCUGGAGACGCACAUGCCAUAUAUCCACCGCUUCAAGUCUGUGAAUUUGAGCGGCAGAACCCCCGAGGAACUCCAAGAAAAUAGAGCCUACUGGGGCCCCUUUUUCUUGAACCAAUUCCUCUACCAUACGAACCUAUGCCUACUGAACCAUCCGCUCCUUCUAUCUCUCAGUCUCAGAAAUUUUCGAAGCUCAAUACCUGAGAUCUUCCUACAGCAUACCUCUGAUCUGAUCUCAUCCCACACCACUUGGAUCAUUCACUUUAUCAAUUACUUCGAGGAGAAGUCCUUCGUUGUUUCGGAUCCAUUGCUGGGAUACAGUGCAGCAGUGGUAGCUACCAUUGAACUCCAGCUGAGUUUCACCGAGAAAAUCGUUAUCCGCGAAGAAAAGCGCGAGCGGUUUACAAAGUGCGUCAGAUUUGUACAGACGCUCGGACAAAAAUGGCCACACAUGGCUAAAUUGGCAGAUAGGCUGCAGAUGCUAGAAGGCGCCGUAUCUGCAUCCUACCAACCUGAGUCCGGAGCCCAAAACAAGAGCUUACUGAUAGACCUCUCCCGCUUUUGGGAGAUCCUCGAAUAUUCCUCCAACAGCGACGGAGACUCGGCACGGCGAAUGUUUGGUGACUCGCUAUACUGCGAACCACCUGCCUUUACUGCUGAGGUAUCGCAAACGUCGCCACUACCCGAGCCCACUCGCAUCAACUCGGAGCAGGGAGUGGCGUAUACCCCUAGCUCGAACCAUGAACUGCAGAUCCCUUUCCUAGCCGGGCCACAGGGCACAACAGCAUCGAUGGGCUCGCCUCGCCCUACCGACCUGCUGGCUGACGAGUUCUCAAUUCUUGCUACGAGCUUUUUCUCUCAAGGCCAGGAGUUCCUACGGACAGGUGACAACCGCGAGGGUUUUGGGAAUUUCUAG
Aspergillus candidus is the source of this 2169-nucleotide messenger RNA. Its product is annotated as putative C6 transcription factor. The transcript has 7 exons. Gene Ontology annotation, biological process: DNA-templated transcription; regulation of DNA-templated transcription. Gene Ontology annotation, molecular function: zinc ion binding; DNA-binding transcription factor activity, RNA polymerase II-specific; DNA binding. The record is from RefSeq and is a predicted model, not a curated record. Bases 1 to 2169 code for a protein of 722 amino acids. Lineage: Eukaryota; Fungi; Ascomycota; Eurotiomycetes; Eurotiales; Aspergillaceae. Gene Ontology annotation, cellular component: nucleus.